This is a messenger RNA of Penicillium lagena, 984 nucleotides long. Its product is annotated as legume-like lectin family protein. Gene Ontology annotation, biological process: Golgi organization; endoplasmic reticulum to Golgi vesicle-mediated transport; endoplasmic reticulum organization. The coding region runs from base 1 to 984 and encodes 327 amino acids. Gene Ontology annotation, molecular function: D-mannose binding. Lineage: Eukaryota; Fungi; Ascomycota; Eurotiomycetes; Eurotiales; Aspergillaceae. Gene Ontology annotation, cellular component: Golgi membrane; endoplasmic reticulum membrane; COPII-coated ER to Golgi transport vesicle. The transcript is spliced from 6 exons. The record is from RefSeq and is a predicted model, not a curated record.
AUGCGCCUCCCGUCGCUUUCCUCCCUCCUCUGCCUCGCGGGCCUGGCGUCCCUGCCAGUGGCUACAGCCUACGACGGCAGUGAUCCCAAUAUCAAGAGCAUCCCCCUUCGCACCCACAGUCUCGCUCCGCCAUACCUCGAUUCCGACUUCCAAAGCCGCUGGUUCGACUUCGGGGGAGACACGAUCAUCCGCGCUGACAAAUAUAUCCGCCUAACCUCAGACCGCCCAUCGCAGCAGGGAUGGGUCUUCUCGCGUGUGCCUCUGACCGCGACCAAUUGGCAGAUCGAACUCGAAUUCGCAAUUCACGGCGAGGGCAAUCUGCACGGCGAUGGCUUCGCCCUCUGGCUCACCAAGCAGCGCGCCACCCAGGGCCCGGUCUUUGGUUCAGCAGACCAGUUCGAGGGCCUGGGUAUCUUCUUCGAUACCUACAAGAAUAACCGCCCCGGCACGUCGUUCCCCUACGUCAUGGCCAUGAUGGGUGAUGGACAGACCACGUACGACCAGGCGCACGACGGCAAGGCCAACGAGCUCGCCGGCUGCUCCGCCCGCGGUAUUCGAAGCGCCCAGGUCCCAACCAAGGCCCGUCUUACCUAUUUCCAGGACAAGUCCCUGACCCUGGACCUGCAAUACAAGACCGAGGACACGUGGACAAACUGCUUCACUCUGUCCGCCGACGACGCCAAUAUCGCCAUCCCCUCCGUCGCUUACCUGGGUCUGUCCGCCGAAACGGGUGAGCUGAGCGACGCCCACGACAUCAUCUCCCUCAAGGCAGAGAACCUGUACUCUAUCAGCCGGGGCCAGAAUAACGCUGGCAGCCGCGGUCCUUCAUCGGAUGGCCGGACCAACAACAAGUCCAAGAAGGAGAAGAGCAGCGGUAGCUGGCUGGGGUUCUUGUUUAAGACAGUGCUCUUCUUCGCGGCUAUUGCUGGUGGGUAUAUGGGCUGGACGAUCUACCGGACGAAGGCACGGUCUUCGCGGUUUUGA